GAACACGAGGUAGUUGAUGCCGGUUGAUACCGGUCCUUGCAACGGGGCGAGGUAGACUGUCACGUUGAGAAAAAAGGCCGCAGCAUGGUGCCCUUCACGUUGGGAUGACGGUUCUUGUACAGGGUGCUCAAAGGUAUCUUCAUUUAUCCCCAUUUGCCCCUGAAUUUGACAUGCACUUUUUGCUUGGUCGCAAUUUGCAGCUUGCAAGCUGGUGCAAUUGCUUCUUGCAAAGAUGGCGCUUGCUCAGGCCCAGGGAAAGGGAACAGUAUCUCUACUUUAAGUUGAGGGCAGCGGGACGCAAGACAGGCAGGUCCAGGGGCAAUGUUUGUUGCGCAGUUGCAAAUUGCCUCUCUACAACAUAUGCACGUUGACUACGCUGUCUUGGAACCCCACUUGAUUGGGCAACAUGUCUGACACAGACGCAAGAACGCCAGGUGUGCCCAUAAAGCCGCCUGAUGCAGCUUACCGGUUGGAAGCCUGGCUGGAAAGAGCUGACGAACCCCGCCUGGAGUUGGUGGGGCCUGGAGAGUACAAUGAGCUUCUCCAAGCCGCGAGCCGGAAUUGGGCCGCAUUAGAAAAGGGCAUUAAAGAGGCGCAGCAGGGGUCUGACAAUCUGCUUCGAGACGAACAGACGCUCCAGGCGCUGGCGCGAGACCGCUACUUCCUCACCUUGACUGAGGCAAACGUGGAGACCCUACUGGCUCUACUGCACAGACUGACAGCUGGCGGUGCUUGUGGGGAUAGCGGUUCAAACGCAGUUGUGUCUGGUGCUCGGAUUCUCGCCGCUUGGGUGCGGCGGGUGUCGGUGCAAGCCGCACCGACGUGGGCGUCCAGAAGAGUCCCGGCCAUCAUUGAUACUGCCUGCGACGCUCUCACCUCUAGUUCUUUAGGGGGCGCAUCUGGGAGUCUGAUCUAUCUCUUGGGCGCUGGAGCCGCAGCCCCUCAAUGCUCGCCAACUGGACACUCUCGAUGUCGGGAAGUGGUGACACAGGCGCUGCAUCAGCGGAGGUCUGCAGUGAGUGGGCCCACUCAAUUCCCCGACGCUCUCGUCGGCGCCGCAUACCUCAUCACCGGCGGCUCUGGCGUCCACGGGGCGCAUCUGACCGCCCUCCUCACCAGCCUCCUCCACCUUUGGGCCCCACCAACCGGUUCCUUUUUCUCGGUCACUUCCAUCGCUCGCCCCUCCCCCCACUCCCCGCACCAAAAGGCUGACCCCCCGAGCAGCAGUUCUGGCUCCCACGAGCUCCUUCCGCUCAGUCCGCCGGAAUCCGCCGGAGCCCCCCUCAUCCAGGCGCUUGCGCUCUCCCGACUGCUAGAGUACCUCGCGCUGCUAAGUGCGCGCGCGCUCUCCCAGGACUUCGGCACGCGCUCCCUGGCGCUCGCAGACGCAAAAGCGGUCCAAAUCAGCCUCAGUCUAUCGGGGGAUCCCUCGGUAAGCGUAUUGGCGCUCGCCGGCUUCAACCGGGGGUUGGGCGGCCGUCGGGGGGACGGCUUUCGCGGCGCGGCCGAGGACUGGGUCCGGUUGGUCGAGCAACAGGAAGGGCUACUCAUUUCAGCAGCUGAGGCGGUACUUGCAGAAGUAGGCAGAACCUCAAAAGUUGGCGCUCUCGGUCAGGCUUACGUGCACAAGGGACUCGCGCACCGGGUCCAGUGCGCGGCGCUCGCAUGCUCGCGUCUGGACUCCAUACCCGGGACGCCCCUUGGAGGAAACGCCUCGAUCUUGCUUUGCCUCAGCUCGGCCCUGUUCAGAGACCUCUUGAGCCUCGGCCGGCUGCAUUCGGCCGCAGCUCCGUUCAUUUUGUCGGAUCGGAAUCCAAACGGAAGGCCGGCAGGUUCCGGACGGAACUCCGGCCUUCAGUUGCACGAGGAGUUGAAUCGGGCGUUUGCGGAGGUGAGAGAACGGGUGGAAGGGGACGCGUUCAAGAACGUGGGUUUGCUCGCGAGGGCUCUCUGCGACCACUGCAAAGCAGCAGACGAUGCGGGGCGGCGACUGGUUCUGGGGGAGGUGGUGCGUUUUGCACUUGGCCUUGAAAAAGGGCACCGAAACGCUGCGUUGAGUACGGAGGCAAAUGGGGCUGCGGAGAGGGAAGCCGCCGAGGCCGCCACGAGAAAGGUCCUCGACGCCUGCUUCCUGACGGUGACCGUCUGCUGUGAAGCGGUCCUGGGAGAGGCGCCUGGUUCCGUUCCGCCCGGGUCCGUUCCGGCCGUGCGGCCGGCGGAAGCGGAUCCGAAGGUGGUCUGCGAGAUACUGGAGGCCCUGUCCUGCGUGGAGUUUUGCCGGGUGCCGUACGCGGGGUAUGGCCAGCUGGUGACUCGGGCAGUCACGCUGGCCGCUAAGAGCAGAAACGGGGCAGAAGGGUUGGCGGCAAACAUGCCGAAGUACGAGGACACAGUCGCUCUCGCACUGGUCCAGUCGCCAAUCCUUUCUGGAGGCGAGUCGAGGGGUUUGCGGGGAUCAGAGCCUGGCUACUCCGGAGCAGUAGCAACGGACAGAGAGGGUCGUGGUCUUGGCCAGGCAGACAUUGUUGAGGGAAACGACUCGAGGGGAGAGAUGGUGGAAAGCACACCCAGCACGUCCGGCCGGGGGGCCGCAACCGGUCACCACGUUAACCCGACAGGACUCCUUUCCCCCGAGGGCCAGUCUCCUACCUUUUGGGCACGUGACGCGGUUCGUGCCGCCCGCGUCCACUUCAUGCUGCGCGUCUUGGGGCCGUGCGUCGAGAAGAUCGGGGACGAGCCGUUUGCGCAUGCGGUCCUGCCGAUGCUCCUGCUGUAUCUGCUUCACCCCUCGGCGCCAGUCUCGCGCUCCGCCCACGCGCUCUUUGCUGCCUUUCUGGACAGCCGGGAGGCGUUCCGCCGAGAGUUCGAAGCGGAACGGAACGGCGGAACGGCACGGACCGGCGGAACGGAAUGGAGCUCCCCAGACCUCGACUCCGCGUGGCAGCCCCCUCCAAAGACCAGCAUCUUGCAGCGGCUGAAUCUUCUGUCCCCUCAACACAACGCAAAGAGCGACCCCCCCAGGGAUGUAUCCGUUGCGGAACGGGCGGCGCUGUUCUACGUGCAGCGGUCGCUGGGGGGGUUCCCGGGGCUGACGUCAUUCGAGGCGUUCACGGCGGGGGUGGCGGCAGUAGUGCGCCACGUGCCCCCCGGGAGCCCGGCGAUCGUGCUGUCGUUGCGGCGGAUCGCGGCGGCUGCCAAGGAUCUGUUCGCGCGGGGGGUGCCGUACGUGCCGCCGGAGGGGGAGGCAAACGGAGAAAAAGGAAAGGCGCCGCAAGAAGGGAGUCGGGGGGGGCAGCUGACGCGGCUACUGGUGCACCUGAUCCCCAUUGUAGAUAUCCAGGUCCUGACCGGUCUGCUCCACGAGACGGAGGCCGUGGUGCUCUUCAUCUCCGACCAGUCCGCCCAGCAAGCCGCGCUCGCGGAGCUGUACGAAGUCCUCGCCGCGAACGAGGACUACACGCGCAAGGCGCACUGCACCGUAUGGUACCAGCAGCUCGCGGCGAAGUGCGUCGCGCAGUUUCGGGCGAGAGUGAGAGAGGGGAAGGCGGGGGUGGCGAGGAUAAAGUCGAAGGACGGGGCGGGGGGGCGGUCUUGGCCCCGGACGUGGGGGCUCUCAAGACCGAGGCAGAGCGUAGGGGACGAAGACGCGAUUUCAUAA
Klebsormidium nitens is the source of this 3658-nucleotide messenger RNA. Lineage: Eukaryota; Viridiplantae; Streptophyta; Klebsormidiophyceae; Klebsormidiales; Klebsormidiaceae. The record is from the annotation of a GenBank genome assembly.